GGUUGAAGCAAAGCUUGAAAACUGGUACGUUACGGGCCUGAGGCAAGAAAACAUUGUACCAUCUCUUGUGGCUUCCAUAGGGGAUAGCAAGUCUUCCCUACUGAAAAUAGAGUUUAAUGUUAACCCAGAGGAUAGUACUGCUGACCAGAGUCUUACUAUUGAAUCACAGCCUGUGGAAAUAAAAUAUGAUGCAAGAACAAUAAAUGCAAUGGUAGAAUUCUUUCAGACAAGUAAGGGAAUGGAUCUUGAAAGGUUAACAUCAGCCACAUUAAUGAAGCUGGAAGAAAUCAAGGAAAGAACAGCUACAGGAUUAGUUCAUAUUAUCGAAAUGCGGAAGGUCCUUGACUUGAAGGUUAAUCUGAAACCUUCCUACCUUGUGGUUCCACAGACGGGUUUCUACCAUGAAAAAUCAGAUUUGCUGAUUUUGGAUUUUGGUACAUUUCAGCUGAACAGCAUAAAUCAAGGCAGUAGUCAAGCUUCUAGCUUUUCAUCUUUAGAGGAGAUAAUGGACAAAGCUUAUGACAAGUUUGAUGUGGAAAUAAAGAAUGUUCAACUUCUUUUUGGAAGAACAGGCGAAGACUGGAAGAAGGCUCGCUUUCAACAUCCAUCAACUUUGCACAUAUUGCAGCCUAUGGAUAUUCAUGUACAGUUGGCAAAAUCAAUGGUGGAAAGAGAUACCAGGAUGGCAAAGUUUAAAGUGUCAGGAGGACUUCCUUUGGUGCAUGUCAGACUCUCUGACCAGAAAAUCAAGGCGAUAUUUGAUCUGAUUGAUAGCAUUCCAUUGCCUCAGAAGUCAUCCAUGUCAAUCUCAGGCACAAAGGUACCAGCUGUUCAGACAAUUUCUGCUGUUAGCAAAGGGUUGCUUAAUACUCCCCAGUUGUUAGCAGAAAUAGUGUCAGACUCUGAAGAAGAAUAUUUUGAUGUAGAGGAAAGUUCUGAACCAACUGACAGGACACUAAUUAAAGGAGAAGAAAUAAGAGAUAAGGAGCCUGCUAAAGAGGAACUGACAGAUCUUCAGUUGAAGUUCGAAAUUAAAGAGGUUUUAGUAGAACUCACCAGGCAAAAGAAAACUGAGGAAACGGUGCUUGUAUUUGAUGUAAUGCAUCUUGGGACAGAAGCGACCGUCAGAACCUAUAAUUUAGCAGCUGUAUCUUAUUUAAAGAAAAUAAGCUUGGAUUACUAUGAGAUUGGAGGUAAAAAAGCACCCAUUCAUCUAAUUAGUUCAUCAGAUAAACCUGGCUUAGACCUUCUGAAGGUGGAAUAUAUCAAGGCUGACAGAAAUGGGCCACACUUCCAGACAAUUUUUAACAACACCGAACAGAUGAUUCAAGUAGCUUUUUCAUCAUUGAAUCUUCUACUGCAUACAGAAGCGCUUAUGUCUGCUGUCAGUUUUCUAACAGCUGUUAGUCCAUCAGGCAAUGACAGUAGUGGAGACACACCAACUAAAGACAAAAAGCAAGAAGAUGACACUAGAAUGAAGAAAGGUACGGUUUCUUCCAAGGAUAAGGAUGUCUUUGACUUCAAGCUUUUUGCCAAGCUAGAUGCCUUCUGUUUAAAUAUUUGUGAUGAAAAAAAGAACAUUGCAGAGAUCAAGAUACAAGGUCUUGACUCAUCACUUCUCCUUCAGCCAAGUCACACUGAAUUCUUUGCCCGACUUAAAGACAUAGUUGUCACAGAUGUUGAUUCAAGGACCCUUCAUAAAAAAGCUGUGUCUAUAGUAGGAGAUGAAGUUUUCAGUUUCAAUCUGAUGUUAGAUCCAUGUGCUACUGAAGGAGAAGCCUACACUGACAUGUCAAAAGUGGAUGGUACUGUGUCUUUGAAAGUGGGCUGUAUUCAAAUAGUGUACCUUCACAAGUUUCUCAUGUCUCUCCUGACCUUCUUGAACAACUUUCAGACAGCUAAGGAGGCACUGAGUGCUGCUACAGUCCAAGCUGCAGAAAAGGCUGCUACCAGUGUAAAAGACCUGGCUCAAAGGAGUUUUCGACUUGCAAUGGACAUCCACUUGAAAGCACCAGUUAUAGUCAUUCCUCAGUCCUCAGUUUCCCCUAACGCUAUAGUAGUAGAUCUCGGCUUGAUUAAAGUUCAAAACCAGUUUAGCUUGGUGUCUGCAGAAAGCAGUUUGCUCCCUCCAGUCAUUGACAAAAUGGAUGUGCAGCUGACAAAGCUGAAACUGUCUAGGACCACUAUGGAGACAGGUUUGUCGCAUCCAGACAUUCAGAUACUUCAGCCUAUUAAUUUAAGCCUGUCUGUGAAACGAAAUCUGUCUGCAGCGUGGUUUCACAAAUUACCAGUGUUGGAGAUGACGGGAUGUCUGGAUACAAUGAAUGUUGUGUUAAGUCAAGAGGAUUUGAAUGUCUUUCUCAAAGUGUUGAUGGAAAACCUUGGUGAAGCAGAAGAAAACCAAACUCAUACAAAAUCAGUACUGCAAAAGGAAGGUAAAACCAAAGAAAUGGAGAAAUCAAUUUUGACACAGGAUAAGAGUGUUCCAGAAGGAAUACUGCCUGAAAAGAGAAAAAGAACAGUAAAUGAAGAUGUAAUCAAUAUGCUACUUAAUUUUGAAAUCAGAGAGGUUGUAGUAACCUUAAUGAAGCAGGUGGAGAAGGAGAGAUAUCCAUUACAUAUUCUAACUGUACUACAGCUGGGAACCGAAACCAAAAUUAGAAAUCAUGAAUUGACUGCAGCAGCAUAUCUGAAAAAGAUUAUAAUGAGAUGCAUUGAAAUAAAUGACUCAAAAGGAGAUCCUCUUUGCAUUAUUAAUUCUUCAAGUGAGACAGAUGAACAUCUUCUGAAAAUGGAAUACAUUAAGGCUGAUGCUGAUGGACCAGAUUUUGUUACUACUUACAGAAGCACCAAGCAAAACAUCAAUGUCAUCUUUUCAUGUUUGGAUAUAGUACUUCACACAGAGGCUUUGCUUUCCAUCAUGAGUUUUCUCACAUUCAGUGUUCCAUCAGGUGGUCUUCCUGCUACUGAUAAAGCAUCAGACCACAAACCUCAAAUAAAAGAAAAAGAAAAAGGAAGUACUCUUAGACCAGUGUCUAGUAAUGCGGCCCAUGAUGAUAUCUGUGAAUUAAGACUCACUGCAAAGCUAAAUGCAUUCGGUAUUACAGUGUGUGAUCAGACCUGUAGCAUCGCAGAUAUCAGAAUACAAGGAAUGGAUGCAUCUGUAGCUAUGAAAACUAAAAAGAUAAAAGUGUUCUCCAGACUUGAAGACAUUGUAAUUACCAACGUUGAUCCGAAAACAAUCCAUAAAAAGGCUGUCUCCAUAAUGGGAGAUGAAGUGUUUAGAUUUCACAUGUCACUUUAUCCAGAUGCUACUGCAGGGGAAGCCUACGUUGAUAUGUCAAGAGUGGAUGGUAAAAUGUCUCUGAAAGUGGGCUGCAUCCAAAUAAUUUACCUACAUAAAUUCUUUAUGUCUCUCUUGGGCUUCCUAAACAAUUUCCAAACAGCACAAGAAGCCCUGACUGCAGUCACUGUCCAGGCAGCAGAAAUGGCUGCUUCUAGCAUGAAAGACUUUGCUAAAAAGAGCUUCCGCCUCUUAAUGGAUGUCAACUUGAAAGCUCCAGUUAUAGUUAUUCCUGAAUCUUCAACUUCAUAUAAUGCUUUGGUCGCUGAUCUUGGCUUAAUCAGAGUUCAGAAUGAAUUCAAGCUGGUGUCUUCAGAUGAGUCUUCUCUUCCUCCAGUCAUUGACAACAUGGAUGUGCAGCUAACUCAUUUGAAGUUAUCAAGGUGCAUAAUAUCCACAGAUUCUCAACCAGAUUCUGAAAUUCUGCGUCCUGUGAGUUUGACUUUACUGGUCCAGAGAAAUCUAGCAGCAACUUGGUAUCAUAAGACACCAACAAUUGCUAUCAAAGGAGACCUAAAACCAAUGCAGAUUGCACUCAGUGAAGAUGAUCUAACUGUUGUCAUGAAAAUCUUACUUGAGAACCUUGGAGGGGCUUCUUCACAGCCAAAUACUGUGCAAGAGAACGUUGAAGAUAGACAGAUACUUAAAAAAGGGAAAGUUCCAAAUGAGUCUGACUUCUGUGAGGAUGUUUCUACACUUCAGUCUUCUGCGGAAUGUUAUACAACACUUAAAUUUGACUUCAAUUUUGAGUCACUUUCAGUAACUCUCUACAAUAGUGAAAUGAAUCAGAAGUCUCUGCUUUCGCUGCAUAGUGACAAAUUACGCCUUGGUGAACUCCGACUGCAUCUCAUGGCAUCAUCGGGGAAGAUGUUCUCAGAUGGCUCAAUGGAUAUUAAUGUUAAACUCAAGGCAUGUACCCUGGAUGAUCUCAGAGAAGGAAUUCAGAAUGUGACUGCAAGAAUGAUAGACAAGAAAAAUGACAGCAAUGACAGUUCUAUGAUAGAUAUAAGCUACAAGCAGGAUAAAAACGGAACGGAAGUUGUUUCUAUACUUGACAAGCUGUAUGUAUGUGCCAGUAUGGAGUUUUUGUUGACAGUAGCAGACUUUUUCAUUAACUCAAUGCCAGCAUCCUCAACUGAAAGAUCUGCACAGUUCCAAUUAAAGCAUGUUGCUCCUGGGAAAUCCAAGCCAGAAACAGAAGUAUCUGUACGGCCAAAUAUGACAGUAAAAGCUGUGAUCAUGGAUCCAGAAAUUGUAUUUGUUGCUAAUUUGACCAGUGCUGAUGCACCUGCCUUGAAAGUUUCCUUCCAAUGUGACUUUUCUCUGACAUCUGGAAAGCUUGUGCAAAGGAUGACUGCUCAAGUGAAGGGCUUCAAAGUGUUGGUCUGUGCCUUUCUCAAUGAAAAACAAGACAAGAGUGUUACUACAGUAUUACGGCCAUGUUCUUUGGUGAUGGAAAAUAUGGUUCAUGUCUCAGGAUUACACACUGUGGUAGUGACAAUAGAAGAACUUACUAUAAAGAUCUCGCCAAUUAUUCUGAACACUGAUGCCAUAAAACCCAAAACAGCAGAGGAGGAUUCUAAAGGAGCAACUGAAGUUUCUGAGGAUUUGUGGCAAGUGAAGCCUAUUGAUCAGUGCAAUGCUUGGUUUCUUGGUGUUGAUGUAGCCACAGAAGCAACAGAAAAUUUUAAGGACCGUGAACAUAUUCUGAAACAAGAGAAAUUUGACGUUGUAGUGCAAUCAGUGCAGAUCACCUUGGAAUGUGGUUUGGGACAUCGUACUGUCCCUUUAUUGUUAGUAGAGUCUGUGUUUUCAGGUGUCGUUAAAAACUGGUCCUCGCUGAUGGAGAUCACUGCUGAUAUGUCACUGGAGAUUCAUUAUUACAAUGAAAGCUAUGCAGUGUGGGAGCCGUUUAUUGAACGAAUUGAAGGAGGAAAGAAACAAUGGAGUUUAAAGCUGGAAAUGAAGACUAACCCUGUCCAAGAGAGAAGUUUGAUGCCUGGGGAUGAUUUUAUUGUUCUUCCUGAGCCACAAACUGCAGUUAACAUCUCGUCGAAGGAUACGAUGAAUAUAACGAUAUCCAAAUGUUGUCUUGCUGUUUUCAGUAAUUUAGCCAAGGCAUUUUCAGAAGGGACUGCAUCCACGUUUGACUAUUCCUUUAAAGAGACAGCACCUUUCAUAGUGAAAAAUGCCCUAGGUGUUCCUCUCAAAGUGCUUCCUAGCUCAAGUUUUCGGAUAGUUGGUUCAGUUGAAAAAGAAAACAUGCAUGAUGUAGACAUUGGUCAGAACAUGGAACUGGAAUACUCUGUUUUCGAAGCACCCCAACGAGGAAAGCUGUCUGCAUUGUACCGACAAGAAAGCUCUGUCUUCUCUUUAAAUUUAGGACUUCAAGGAUAUAAAGAAGUGGUAAACAUUCCCAUAGCCAAACCAGGUCGACGACUGUACAACGUGAGAAACCUUGUUGACUGUUCAGACUCGAUCAUUGUACAGAUAGAUGCUACAGAAGGAAAUAAGGUUAUUACUGUACGAUCUCCUCUGCAGAUCAAGAACCAUUUCUCAAUCCCAUUUAUAAUCUAUAAACUGGCUAGAGACUCCAAGUCGCUGGAGCCAAUUGGCAUAUCCAAGCCAGAAGAGGAAUUUCAUGUUCCUUUACAUUCAUACAGGUGUCACCUAUAUGUUCGACCAACAGGAAUGUUAGAGGGUCAGUUCAAUGAGUCCACGACUUACAUUGUCUGGAGGGAAGAGCUACAUAGGAGCAAUGAAGUGAAGUGCUUGUUACAGUGCCCAGCCACUGAGACAAAUUUCUUGCCUCUAAUAAUCAGCUCAACAGCUGUACCUGAUGAACUAAAUUUCAUUUCCACUUCUGGAGGGGAGUGGGAUCCUGCCUACAUUAUCCACUUUUACCCUACACUGACUGUGAGGAAUCUUUUACCAUACUCCUUGAGAUACUUACUUGAGGGAACAGCGGAAGCCCGGGAAUUGGUGGAAGGGAGUGCUGCAGAUGUUUUUCAUUCAAGAAUCAGUGGAGAAAUAAUGGAGCUUGUAUUGAUAAAAUAUCAAGGCAAAGACUGGAAUGGGCAUCUUAAAAUUCAUGAUGGGAUGCCUGAAUUUUUUUCUGUGUGUUUCACAUCCCAUUCUGCAAUGGUGAUGACGGUGGAUAUUUACAUACACACUAGGCGCAUUGGAAGCCGUAUGAUCUUGUCUGUGUUCAGUCCUUAUUGGAUAAUCAACAAGACCUCCCGUGUUCUCCAGUAUCGAGCUGAAGACACUCACGUGAAGCAUCCAGCAGACUACAGAGAUAUUGUUUUGUUCUCCUUUAAAAAGAAAAAUAUUUUUAGUAAAAAUAAGAUCCAGUUAUGUAUUUCAACUAGUACUUGGUCCAGUAGCUUUUCCCUUGAUACUGUAGGAAGCUAUGGAUGCGUCAGGUGUUCAGCUAAUAACAUGGACUAUCUGGUUGGAGUUACCAUCAAAAUGAGCAGUUUUAACUUGACCAGGAUAGUUACCUUCACUCCAUUCUACACAAUAGCAAACAAAUCUUCUCUGGAACUAGAAGUUGGAGAAAUUGGUCCUAAUGGCUCUUUUCCAACUAAUAAAUGGAAUUAUAUCUCAGCUUCAGAGUGUCUUCCGUUUUGGCCUGAAAACUCAUCUGGUGAACUUUGUGUAAGAGUGGUUGGCUAUGAAAGCUCAUCCAAACCAUUCCUGUUUAAAGCCCAGGAUAAUGGUACUCUGCUGAGGCUGGAAGAAUUGAAUGGGGGCUUACUGGUAGAUGUGAAUGUUUCUGAGCAUUCUACUCUCAUAAGCUUCUCAGAUUACCAUGAGGGAGCUGCUCCAGCUCUUAUUGUUAACCAUACUUCAUGGGACUCUCUCAGAUAUAAACAGAGUGGAUUACAAGAGGAAAUGGAGUUGAAACCAAAGCAAGUAUGCCUGUUUGCAUGGACAGAUCCUACUAAAACAAGAAAAUUGACUUGGGGCUACUCCCAAAAUUUUGGUGAACAUGAUCUGCUUAAG
Molecule: messenger RNA, 7351 nt
Organism: Tauraco erythrolophus (red-crested turaco)
Lineage: Eukaryota; Metazoa; Chordata; Aves; Musophagiformes; Musophagidae
Source: RefSeq, a predicted model, not a curated record